Messenger RNA from Baudoinia panamericana UAMH 10762, 3085 nucleotides. RefSeq lists its product as uncharacterized. The transcript has a single exon. The coding region runs from base 398 to 2956 and encodes 852 amino acids. Gene Ontology annotation, cellular component: membrane. Gene Ontology annotation, biological process: transmembrane transport. Gene Ontology annotation, molecular function: ABC-type transporter activity; ATP hydrolysis activity; ATP binding. Lineage: Eukaryota; Fungi; Ascomycota; Dothideomycetes; Mycosphaerellales; Teratosphaeriaceae. The record is from RefSeq and is a predicted model, not a curated record.
GCCUAGCGUCGGACUGAGACCGUGCACCGCCUGUCACCGCCAUUCCAUCAUAUCUAUCGCUGGGAAGGCGCUGCAGUAUUCUCGUGAGCGGGCCUGCAAGCGUCAGCAGCACAGCUGAGGUGAGUGAGCAAACAUUCCUUACAACGUCGCCAGCAGCCAUCACGUAAUUUCAGGCAGAAGAGAGCGGACCGGUGAACGGUAAAAGAACCUUCUUCCCUUUGACUCAUGAUUGGGACAUACAUCAGUCAUAACCUAGGCUGGCCACCGGAAUGAUCACGUGAUUCGAUCCUGCCUACACAGUGCCGGCCUACCUGCGUAUGAGAGAAGAUAGAGAGCUCGGUCGCGGUCUCUCGUCUGGCUGGUGCAGCACCAAUUCCCAUCCUAUCCCUUCGCCAUCAUGGUGCAUUCUCGGACCGCAGUCGCCUUGGAAACCUUCGAAUACCUGUCCCCUCUCCUGGUAACUGUGUACUUUCUGGUCGCAAAGACCAUUGCGGCAUGUAUUCUUCAAGAGCCGAUGAAGACCGCUGGCGAUCGUAGCCGACGGUAUUUCGCUGCUUGCCUGCUCUUGACGUACCUGGCCGCCAUCGUCAGCGAAGGCUUUACCUUGUUUGUUGGGCAAGAGGGCUCCGUUACCACGCAGGCGACUACUGUCAAUCUUCUGACGAGCUUCUUGGUGUAUGGUGCUCUUACACUCGGCAUUCUGGAAAACCAGAUGCCGCUCUGGCACCCAUACGUUGGCGCUUUCGCGGUAGGCUUCGCGACAGAAGUCUUAAUGGCUACGUUACAGACCCUGUCGACAUCCGAUGGUACCUCAGGAUUGCGGAUAGUAUUGCACAUCAUUCGAACGCUGGCUCUGCUUGUACUGGCUGUAGUCGGGUCGAUAUAUGUGUUGUAUAAACGCCGUUCACGCAGCAGACAUCUCGACGAGACUGAACCGCUUCUGGCAAAUGGAGCCGACGGCCACGUCUUCAAGUCUUCCUCAUCAUCAGGAUACGGCGUGGAUACGAACUCGUCAGCACUGCACUCAGGAGGAGAUUUAGAAGACGACGAUGAUGACAUCUCAGUCGCCGCAAGUGAUAUCGAGGAUGCCAAGCUUGAUAAGGAGCUUCGAGCACAACAGCGCGCCAGGCUCCAAAAGUCUGGCAACUGGUUCAAUUACUUGAAAGACUUCAAGGUCUUCAUCCCCAUUCUCUGGCCAGGCCGCGAUCGAGUCGUGCAAGUAUGCAUGGCAGCUGUAGCUUGUGUGCUUCUGGCAGAGCGCUUCUUAAACGUGCUAGUCCCAAGGCAGCUUGGCAUCUUGACAGAACGCCUGGCUGAGAAGGCGGGUAGUGGCACCAUACCAUGGCCGGCUCUUCAAGUCUGGCUAGUACUGACAUGGCUGCAAUCCGGCGUCGGCAUAUCGCUAAUCAAGACGCUCGCCGAGCUUCGCAUACAGCAGUUCGCCUACAGGAGCAUUGGUACUACCGCUUUCCGGCACAUCAUGGGUUUGUCGAUGAACUUCCACAACGAGAAGAGCUCAGGAGAGCUCAUACGCGCAAUCGAGCAAGGGCAGAACCUUCAAGGUAUGCUGGAAUUCGUGGCUUUUGAGGUCGGCCCAAUGCUCAUUGACCUGACUGUUGCCUUCGUGUACGUGUACACGCUAUUUGACGUAUACAUGUCCCUAAUACUCCUGGUCGUCGGUCUCGCAUACGUGUGGAUUGGAGCGAAGACUACGCAGUGGAGCUUGAAACAGAGAAGGCGGUUUAACAACGCAUGGCGCAAUGAGGCGAAAGUGCAGAAUGAAGCAAUCAGCAACUGGCAGACGGUUUCACAUUUCAACCGAGGCACCUACGAGUGUGAGCGCUACGGCAAUAGUCUGACGGAGUUCAAUGCGUCAGAGUGGCGAUAUUACUUGGCCUAUUAUGUCGGAGGCGGCGGCCAAUCCUCCAUUAUGCUGAUAGGCCGUCUGGCUGCCACCAUCCUAGCCGCUUACCGAGUUAUCCAAGGUCGAGCGAAAGUCGGCGCCUUCAUUACGCUCAUUUCUUACUGGCACUCUGUGGAGUCGCCGCUCAUGCAAGUCUCGUACUCCAUUCGGCGGGUCUCACAGAUGCUCACGGAUUCGGAGCGCUUACUCCAGCUCCUGUUAACAAAGCCAACCGUCUCUAGUCCGGCCGACGCCCCUAAGUUAGUGGUCAAAGAAGGUGAGGUCGAAUUCGAUCAGGUCGACUUCGCUUACGACCCGCGUAAGCCUAUUCUGCAGAAGGUCAGCUUCAGGGCUAAGGCCGGGGAAACGAUUGCCCUUGUUGGGGAGACCGGCGGGGGCAAGUCGACCUUACUCAAACUACUCUACCGCUACUACGACGUUAACAGCGGUUCGAUACGCAUUGACGGACAGGACAUCCGCACAGUGACACUUGAUAGCCUGAGAGAUUCCUUUGGAAUGGUACCACAAGAUCCGGCCUUAUUCAACGUUACACUUAUGGAGAAUCUGAAGUACGCACGCCUAGACGCUACCGACGAGGAGGUCAUGGAAGCGUGUCGAGCAGCCGCAAUCUACGACAAAAUCGAAAGCUUUCCAGACAAGUGGAAGUCCACGGUCGGAGAACGCGGUGUCAAACUGUCAGGCGGUGAGCUGCAGCGUGUCGCCAUUGCAAGAGCCAUUCUGCGGCAACCGAAGAUUGUGUUGCUGGACGAGGCGACGAGCAUGAUCGAUGCGGAAACAGAGUCGCUAAUUCAGCAAGCGCUAAAGCGGUUGACGGCCGGCCGCACCACCUUCGUUAUCGCUCAUCGAUUGUCGACCAUCCAGCAUGCAGAUCAAAUCCUGGUGAUCCAUGACGGCCAAAUCGUUGAGCGAGGAACGCAUGAGAGUCUGUUCCAGGAGAAUGGCAGAUAUGUAGCAUUAUGGUCGAAGCAGCUAAGCAAGGAAGUCAAGGGUGUAAGCGAUGCGUUGAGCAGCAAGCGCGCAGAUGAGACAUAGAGCUCUUCUUGCGGGCAAUAAGACAAUGAAACAGCGCAAAGUCUAUGCAUACAUUCAGCAAGAACCGAUGCUGGGUGAGAGAACGUCUAUGAAUAAGGAGGACACUGUAUCACAACCCAGUGCAGCGAC